CGUCCCCCCAGCUCCCACUCCCUGUCAUUCUGCAGCAGGACUCUGAGCUGAACUCACUGCUCGUCGCUUGUGAACAAGGACCUGUACUUCAUUCUUAUCCACAGAGGGAGAUUUAUUAAUAAGGGAAUAUAAAAGCUGAUGUGGAAUAAGGAUUUAAUGCUGUUUAGCUUAUCCAGGAUCAGGGGGUCAGUGCAAUACAUUUGGUGCUUAAUGAGACAAUAACUGCCCUUGUGAAUUAAAGGAACGUGUCUCUAUCACUGGCACAGCUCUACGCUCUAAGGUCCAAGUAUAAAGCUUCAGAUGUCAUUGUCAAUUGUGACUCUUCUGGUCAGCGCAGCAUUGUCCUUUGCCAACAGCUGCCGGCAGUACCGAUUCUCUACCAAUGGGGAACACCUGUUGAACCAACAUCUCUCCAUCAAAAUAGGGACCACAACAGAAUACUGCCAUUUCCAGAUGAAGUUCCCUCAACAUAAAGAAACUUGCACUAAUUCCUCCCACGUGACUCUGAUCAACGACACUUCUUUGCUCCUGGAAACAACGGACGUGGAAUAUAAGACUUUUUAUCUGGAAUACAGAGCUGGGAAGGUGGGGAAGUCGGUGGAGGCCAUAUUUGCAGGUUUUUGCCAAAAUAAAUCUGAGAAUCCCAUCCCAACCACUUCCAAUUACAGUUCCAUGUGGCUGGUGAUAGGAGCGAUUGUUCUCAUCUCAAUAGUUAUUUUCAUAGUCACGUACAUAAUCUAUAGAAGGUGGAAAGCUCCACAGUUCAUCUGUCUACAGCAUCAGUCAAAUAUGAAUGCCGAAAACAAGGGCAUGGAAACUGGACCUGAUGAACUUAAUGAGGCGCUGAUCUCUGCAGAGGGCAACUCCCAACACGGCAAGCAUAAAAACACAGAAGAGGAACUAGAACCCCUGAGGGACAAAAUGGAGACAACGUGUGAGACAGAAUUCUUGUUCUUGACCACAAGAGAAGAUCCAUAUGUUCUGGAACAGUGACCUGGAACUCUCACCUUGUCUGGCAAAUGAGUGUAUGGCACAUGUAUUAUAUCCUAAACUGAUGUCAGUGCCAGCCAAUGACUUUGCCUUUUCUUCUCUUUAAAGGAGAAGGAAAGGUAUGGAGGCAUUUUAUUGCCCAUCGAUUAGCUGCAAUAGUGCAAGCUAGAAUGCUUGAAACUCUAUGUUUGUUUAGAAUAGGAGCUGC
Xenopus laevis (African clawed frog) is the source of this 1198-nucleotide messenger RNA. RefSeq lists its product as uncharacterized. The coding region runs from base 301 to 993 and encodes 230 amino acids. The transcript is spliced from 6 exons. Lineage: Eukaryota; Metazoa; Chordata; Amphibia; Anura; Pipidae. The record is from RefSeq and is a predicted model, not a curated record.